UAGUUUACAAAAGAACCCAUUAGCACAGCUCAAUUUGCAUUACUUGAUGGCAUUUGUUUACCUUCCAUGAUUUAUUCUUUCGGUAAUAUCAAUAAUUUCUUCUGUACUCAAUCAUUUUAAAUUAAUUUCAACAGACUCACGUGUAUAAUACCUAAUAUGAUAAUUUGUUCCAAGCACUACUCCAAAUCUAUUGAAUGAUUUUAAAAACUUAAUUAUUUUGAGGUGCUUAUACUAACUAGAUAACAUUUUUGAAUAUAUUAAUUGAUUAUCGUAUUGUCGAGUCCAUCAACUAAGUGUGAGAUAAGGAUCAUUGUAACUAGUAUAAAUAACAUCCGAUUCUGGAAACAAAUCGUAGUAUGGCAAGCAUGUACAUCAAACUAGCAUUUGCAGCUCUACUUGUAUGUGCACUGUAUAACAGUGCCUACAGUAGAUCAAUCAGAAACGACGAAAAAUCAGUUGUGAGCGAUGAACAAGGGAAGACAUUUAGCGUGAAUUUGAACAGAGAUCAUUGGGAUGACGAUGACGAUCGCCAUGGUAGGGACGAUGAUGGUGAUGACGAUCGUCACCACACAUUAAGUGACCGUAGAGAUGACGACGACGAUGACCGUCACGGUAGAGACGAUGAUGAUGACGAUCGCCACGGUAGAGAUGAUGAUGACGAUGACCGUCACCGUAGAGACGAUGAUGAUGAUGACGAUGACCGCCACCGGGUACUAACUGACCGUAGAGAUGAUGAUGAUGAUGAUGACGAUAGACACCGUAGAGACGAUGAUGAUGGUGACGAUGACCAAUACCAUUGGGAUGGUCCUGAUAACAAUGAGCGUCGCCGUGGACUAACUGACCGUAGAGAUGAUGACGAUGAUGAUGACCGUCACCGUAGAGACGAUGAUGAUAAUGACGAUGAUCGUCACCGUAGAGACGAUGAUGAUGAAGACGAUGACCGAGACCGUUGGGACGAUGAUGAUGACGAUGACCUUCACCGUGGACUAACUGACCGUAGAGAUGAUGACGACGAUGAUGACCGCCAUGGUAGAGACGAUGAUGAUGACGAUCGCCACCGUAGAGACGAUGAUGAUGAUGACGAUGACCGUCACCGUAGAGAUGAUGAUGAUGAUGAUGACCGCCACCGUGUACUAACUGACCGUAGAGAUGAUGACGACGAUGACCGUCACGGUAGAGACGAUGAUGAUGACCGUCGCCACGAUAGAGGAGAUGAUCGUAACCUAACUGACCGUAGAGAUGAUGACGACGAUGACCGUCACCGUAGAGACGAUGAUGAUGAUGACGAUGACCGUCACCGUAGAGACGAUGAUGAUGAUGACGAUGACCGUCACCGUAGAGACGAUGAUGAUGAUGAUGAUGAUGAUGAUGACCGUCACCGUGGACUAAAUGACCGUAGAGAUGAUGAUGACGAUGAUCGCCACCGUGGAGACGAUGAUGAUGAUGAUGACCGUCACCGUAGGGACGAUGAUGAUGAUGACGAUGACCGUCACCGUAGAGACGAUGAUGAUGAUGACGAUGACCGCCACCGUGUACUAACUGACCGUAGAGAUGAUGAUGAUGACGAUGACCGUCACCGUAGAGACGAUGAUGAUGAAGACGAUGACCGACACCGUUGGGACGAUGAUGAAGACGAUGACCGUCACCGUGCACUAACUGACCGUAGAGAUGAUGACGACGAUGACCGUCACGGUAGAGACGAUGAUGAUGACCGUCGCCACGAUAGAGGAGAUGAUCGUAACCUAACUGACCGUAGAGAUGAUGAUGACGAUGACCGUCACCGUAGAGACGAUGAUGAUGACGAUGACCGUCACCGUGGACUAACCGACCGUAGAGAUGAUGACGAUGAUGACGAUGACCGUCACCGUAGAGAUGAUGAUGAUGAGGACGAUGACCGUCACCGUAGAGACGACGAUGAGGAUGACGAUGACCGUCACCGUAGAGACGAUGAUGAUGAUGACGAUGACCGCCACCGUGUACUAACUGACCGUAGAGAUGAUGAUGAUGACGAUGACCGUCACCGUAGAGACGAUGAUGAUGAAGACGAUGACCGACACCGUUGGGACGAUGAUGAUGACGAUGACCGUCACCGUAGAGAUGAUGAUGAUGAUGGUGACGAUGACCAAUACCAUUGGGACGGUGCUGAUAACGAUGAGCGUCGCCGUGGACUAACUGACCGUAGAGAUGAUGACGAUGAUGAUGACCGUCACCGUAGAGACGAUGAUGAUAAUGACGAUGAUCGUCACCGUAGAGACGAUGAUGAUGAAGACGAUGACCGUCACCGUAGAGACGAUGACGAUGAGCGUCCUCCUUUAGUACAUUAUCAUAGAAUCUACUAGAAUUAUGUUAUCAAUCAAUAAUAAUUUAAUACUGUAAAAUAAAUAAUGAAGCAUU
Messenger RNA from Diorhabda sublineata, 2394 nucleotides. Its product is annotated as protein starmaker-like. The transcript has 3 exons. The coding region runs from base 357 to 2339 and encodes 660 amino acids. NCBI's taxonomy places the organism in Eukaryota, Metazoa, Arthropoda, Insecta, Coleoptera, Chrysomelidae. The record is from RefSeq and is a predicted model, not a curated record.